Messenger RNA from Giardia duodenalis, 2613 nucleotides. RefSeq names its product VSP with INR. The transcript has a single exon. The record is from RefSeq and is a predicted model, not a curated record. Lineage: Eukaryota; Fornicata; Diplomonadida; Hexamitidae. Bases 1 to 2613 code for a protein of 870 amino acids.
AUGUUGGUAGGAUUUCUCCUAGUUUGUGCAACCGUGCUGGCCAAGUACAACGAGAAGGACACAUGCUUCCCGGGCUACACCAUCAACAAUGACACGAAGCAGUGCACCAAGGACCCAGAAGCGCCGUGCAACACGCCCAACUGCAAGGCCUGCGAUAACCCGAAGACCGACAACGAGGCCUGCACUGACUGCGACCCCGCCUACGUCCUGAACGGGGGCCAGUGCGUCGAGAGGAAGUGCAACACGCCCAACUGCAAGGCCUGCGAUAACCCGAAGACCGACAACGAGGCCUGCACUGACUGCGACCCCGCCUACGUCCUGAACGGGGGCCAGUGCGUCGAGAGGAAGUGCAACACGCCCAACUGCAAGGCCUGCGAUAACCCGAAGACCGACAACGAGGCCUGCACGGCGUGCGACCCCGCCUACGUCCUGAACGGGGGCCAGUGCGUCGAGAAGGCGUGCAACACGCCCAACUGCAAGGCCUGCGAUAACCCGAAGACCGACAACGAGGCCUGCACUGACUGCGACCCCGCCUACGUCCUGAACGGGGGCCAGUGCGUCGAGAGGAAGUGCAACACGCCCAACUGCAAGGCCUGCGAUAACCCGAAGACCGACAACGAGGCCUGCACGGCGUGCGACCCCGCCUACGUCCUGAACGGGGGCCAGUGCGUCGAGAAGGCGUGCAACACGCCCAACUGCAAGGCCUGCGAUAACCCGAAGACCGACAACGAGGCCUGCACUGACUGCGACCCCGCCUACGUCCUGAACGGGGGCCAGUGCGUCGAGAGGAAGUGCAACACGCCCAACUGCAAGGCCUGCGAUAACCCGAAGACCGACAACGAGGCCUGCACUGACUGCGACCCCGCCUACGUCCUGAACGGGGGCCAGUGCGUCGAGAGGAAGUGCAACACGCCCAACUGCAAGGCCUGCGAUAACCCGAAGACCGACAACGAGGCCUGCACUGACUGCGACCCCGCCUACGUCCUGAACGGGGGCCAGUGCGUCGAGAGGAAGUGCAACACGCCCAACUGCAAGGCCUGCGAUAACCCGAAGACCGACAACGAGGCCUGCACGGCGUGCGACCCCGCCUACGUCCUGAACGGGGGCCAGUGCGUCGAGAAGGCGUGCAACACGCCCAACUGCAAGGCCUGCGAUAACCCGAAGACCGACAACGAGGCCUGCACUGACUGCGACCCCGCCUACGUCCUGAACGGGGGCCAGUGCGUCGAGAGGAAGUGCAACACGCCCAACUGCAAGGCCUGCGAUAACCCGAAGACCGACAACGAGGCCUGCACGGCGUGCGACCCCGCCUACGUCCUGAACGGGGGCCAGUGCGUCGAGAAGGCGUGCAACACGCCCAACUGCAAGGCCUGCGAUAACCCGAAGACCGACAACGAGGCCUGCACUGACUGCGACCCCGCCUACGUCCUGAACGGGGGCCAGUGCGUCGAGAGGAAGUGCAACACGCCCAACUGCAAGGCCUGCGAUAACCCGAAGACCGACAACGAGGCCUGCACUGACUGCGACCCCGCCUACGUCCUGAACGGGGGCCAGUGCGUCGAGAGGAAGUGCAACACGCCCAACUGCAAGGCCUGCGAUAACCCGAAGACCGACAACGAGGCCUGCACGGCGUGCGACCCCGCCUACGUCCUGAACGGGGGCCAGUGCGUCGAGAAGGCGUGCAACACGCCCAACUGCAAGGCCUGCGAUAACCCGAAGACCGACAACGAGGCCUGCACUGAAUGUAAUGAUAACAAUUAUCUCACUCCAACAAACCAAUGCGUACCUGACUGCACAGCCAUCAGCGGAUACUACGGAGAUAAUGACAAGAAGUGUAAGGCAUGCAGCCCUGAGUGUGCUGAGUGCGUUGGGCCGGCCAACAAUCAGUGCAGUGCCUGUCCUGCUGGCAAGAAACUGACAUAUACAGAUGACAGCCAUCCUAAUAACGGAGGCGCCUGCGGGGAUGCGUGCAAAGUGUCUGCAGAUGGCACUGGCUGUGAGACAUGUGGGGCCCAAAUAGGAGGAACUGCAUACUGCUCAAAGUGCAAGACCUCUACUCAGGCCCCCUUGAACGGCAACUGUGCGGCCAAUUCACGAGCAGCCUUCUGUGCAACAAUCACAAAUGGGGCCUGUACACAAUGCAAUGAGGGUUACUUCCUCAAGGACGGCGGCUGCUAUCAGACAGAUAGACAGCCUGGUAAGCAGGUCUGUAGUAGUGCACAGGGAGGAACAUGUCAGACAUGUGCCAACGGACUACAGGCACAAGGUGGGGCCUGUGGGGAGUGCCAUUCUACUUGUGCUACGUGCUCGACUGCAGAUGCGGCUGAUAAGUGUAAGACUUGUGCCACUGGGUAUUACAAGGAAAACGGUGACGAUACCACUGAUGGGUUAUGCAAGAAGUGCUCAGAGAAGAUCUCUGGAUGCAAGCAAUGUGUGUCGUCAUCUGGCAGUUCAGUCAUAUGCUUAGAAUCAGAAGCAGGCACUGGUGGAAGCGUCAACAAGAGCGGCCUCAGCACGGGGGCCAUAGCCGGUAUCUCCGUCGCUGUGAUUGUUGUUGUAGGGGGUCUUGUGGGCUUCCUCUGCUGGUGGUUCCUCUGCCGCGGAAAGGCAUAG